Molecule: messenger RNA, 723 nt
Organism: Canis lupus familiaris (dog)
Lineage: Eukaryota; Metazoa; Chordata; Mammalia; Carnivora; Canidae
Product: dynein regulatory complex protein 8-like
Exons: 2
Coding region: 1-495 (164 amino acids)
Molecular function (GO): calcium ion binding
Source: RefSeq, a predicted model, not a curated record
AUGUGGAGAAUAAACCUGUGGGAAGGCACAGAGUUAGUGGUAGCAGAAUUUCACAAAAAAAUCAAAGAUGCUUUUGAAGUGUUUGACCAUGAGGCGAAUAAUACAGUGGAUGUGAGAGAGAUCAGAACAAUUAUCAGGUCACUAGGGUGCUGCCCAAGCGAAGGAGAGCUGCAUGACCUGAUCGUAGAGAUAGAGGAGGAAGAACCCACUGGAUACAUUCGAUUUGAAAAAUUUCUUCCAGUGAUGACCAAAGUACUACUAGAAAAAAGGUACAGACCAAUUCCAGAAGAUAUCCUUCUUCGAUCAUUUGAGGUGUUAGAUCCAUCCAAACGUGGAUUUCUAACUAAGGAAGAAUUGAUCAAGUAUAUGACCGAAGAAGGUGAGCCUUUUUCUCAGGAAGAAAUGGAAGAAAUGUUGUCCGCUGCAAUUGACCCAGAAUCGAAUUCCAUUCGUUACAAGGACUACAUAGCCAUGAUGGUGGUAGAUGACGGCUAGGUGUCCUGAAGACUUAAUUUCUCAUUGAAAGGAUGACUGUAAAGAUGGCCUGUCUUUGUUAAUUUUACAUCUUAUAAUUCCUACACAUGCUAAUUAAUACCUGGUGACAACUAUUUCAAGAUACUUUGUUUUUUUAAAGAUGAACACAAAUUUAUUUGGUAUGUCUAGACUUAUAGAAUGACAAAUGACUAAUUAUUUUAAAGCCAAUUCUUUAAAACAUUUUAACAU